Molecule: messenger RNA, 2746 nt
Organism: Salvelinus sp. IW2-2015
Lineage: Eukaryota; Metazoa; Chordata; Actinopteri; Salmoniformes; Salmonidae
Source: RefSeq, a predicted model, not a curated record
CCUUGCAGUGUCCUGUCGUAGUGCAAUGUGCAUGACGGGACAGAACGGGCAGAGCUGAGAGCAGCGCAAAAGGAAAACAUCCGAGACAGUAAUCUUCAUAUUUGGAUCAUGGAUUUAUCAAUCGGCUAUUAUCGCUAAACAUUGGAGAUUGCACCAUUCAAUAACUCGGACAUUUUGUUCCUCUUUAGCAGGAUACCGGGGCCCAUCAAGAGCCGAGGGGAAACAGUCAUUUUCCCUGCUCGGAUCCGUGGCAUAUUGAAGAAUUGUAUCGCGCGCAGGAGCUGAGCUAUAACCGACAUCAUGGCGUGGCCCUGCAUCACCAGGGCGUGCUGUAUGGCCCGCUUCUGGAACCAGCUGGACAAGGGGGACAUUUCUGUGCCAUUGGUUUUCACCAGGUACGAUGUCUCGGAGAUGCAGCAUCUUAAGCUGCAGCACCAACAAAAACAGCCGCAUAACCAGGCACAAGCGAGCGCAGUCGCCAUAGAAACGCAACCCAUUCACAGCGACCAGGCGGUAGCGGCUCGUGCGAACUACGGUAUCGCUGCGUCUGGGGAGCGCGCGUGUGGUUCUGUAAUGCGGCAAGACUUUAAGCACUGGAAAGUGCGUCCUGAACCAUCAUGUAAACCUAAGAAUGAAUAUCACACUCCCGAGAUCCCAUUUAAUAACAAGACACAAUAUCAGAAGGAUUUCCAGCCGUGGCCCAUUCCUAAAAGGAGUGACCAUCCUUGGAUUCCCAGACCCAAUCCCUCCAUCUCCAUCGGCGAUGAUCGCGUCCAGGAUAGGUCCAAACACGCGGAGGUUGACAUCGGUGUGGAGAAAUGCGAAAUUGCUGACAAAUUGCAAGAAAAGGAAAUCCUGGGAGGGAGUAAAAAGAAGCAACCUGCAGAGAAGGAGGGUGAAAAGAAAGUUAGCAUCAAAGUGGAGCGAGAAGACGCGGCAGGGGCCAGAGGCAGGGCGGCACUAGAUGCGCUAAACAGGCAGUUAAAACAGGAAGUUACUGUUGGCAGCUCAUACAAGACGGAGUUCAAAGCCCACAGGGAUGUGAAGCCAGUGAAGCUGAUCCGAGCCAAGUCCCAGUACCUUCCCCCUGAGGAGAAGACCAGCCUGGAGACCAGCUAUAGCGCCACCUACAGGGGAGAGCAGGGCAAACAGCAGCCCAACGACAACAAGGCUGUGGACAGGAGGAGGAUACGCAGCCUGUACAAUGAGCCCUACAAAGGGCUACAAGAGACCAAGGUUAAGAGGUCUAACAGUGCUCCCCGAUCCAAACCCAAAAAGGCUGGCACCACGGUAGCUAGUCAGGGCGGCAAACCUGUCAAGAAGGCCAAAGAGCAGAAGCAGCCGGGCAGCACAGCACUGCGGGGCACCAAGAAGACGACCUCUGAGAACCAGCCCACUGAGUCCAGGCCUGCGGAGGGGGACAAGGAGAAAAGUAAAGAGAUGAACAACAAACUGGCUGAGGCAAAAGAGUAAAAAUCAUUUAGCACUACUUUUUAUUCUUCUUUGGGGAAAGAACACGAAGGCUGCAAAAUUAAUUAGAAGUUCUCAUCCCUUUUAUGUUAUGUCUCUCUCUCUCUCGUCUCUCUCUAACCCUCUUUCUCUCUCUUUCUCUCUCUUCUCUCUGCCUCUUGGCUAAGUUAGAUGUAGUUACAGUAAAUGUCAGGGUUGUGACAUGACAUGUCGUUGCUUCCCCGCCUCACAUUACAUUAGAUCACCGUAGUAACAAGGGGGCGUGUUCAUCCGCUUCCUCUGUUCCCCGAUGCCACCCUCCACCCCCCUCUCUCCACGUCUCCAUCUCAAGGUUACCAUGGCUACCGGCUGCCUGGUUAGCCAAUGAAUGGCACGUGCUAUUGUUGCAUGAGCCCACCGACUAGCAAUCCUGUGUGGUUGGCUUCCAUCUUCCAACUGAACAGAUUGCUUUGUUGAGUUUAUCAAGGAUUUUUGUGAAUGAGAAGACCAUGUAAAUUGGCUCAGUGACUGGACUCGAUUUCUGUAGCUGUAACUUUCAAAUGUAUGCAAAGAUACAUUUAUAAAUGAAUGCAUAGACACAUUAGAUACUCAUCUAGGAUAACGGUCUGAAAAUCUUUGAUAAAUGUGCAGCUUGGAGUGUAUCGAUCCAUGGCUGAGUUUGUGCCUGCUCUGUAUUUCCUGAAUGCUGUCUUCUUGAGCAGGGCUCCAGGUCUGUCUGUUUUCAGAUUGGCAUUACUAAGAUGCUUUGUUCAACUUUGCUAUCAUUCUUGAAUGCAAUGUCUAACUUUGUAAACCUAAUAACUAUGUUGAUUGUGGAGGAUGUGGGAAUGGUUUUGAACAAGUAAUUGUCAGGACAACAUUUAAAACCUCAUACCCUCUCAUUCAAAUUGUUCUCUCUUUGCAGUCAAAUUCAUUCAUCAAGUUAUUUUAGAGGUCAGACAAGGCUAUAUUGUUUCAUCAACCUUGUUGCCAAGCUGGGAGCCAUCUGGGUUACUGUAACAUGAUUAUGCAUUACUAGACCAGUCAUUUGCACAGCAGAUGAGAAUUUCCAUUGAAUUAAAUGUUACUAUCAUGCAAUUAUAAUUACAUUCAGCAUUUAAAAAAACAACAUUAAAUUUCACUGAGUCACGAUAGGAAUUUGAUAUUGUGGCUCUAUGGUCUUUAGCUAUGCUUUCACCCAGCCCAUAUACACUCUAUGUAGCUAUAGCUAGGACACACACACAGAGUCAUGGUUGACUGGAACCAACAUGAUUAUUUAGGCCCCCAUGGCACUAGC